This is a messenger RNA of Pseudovirgaria hyperparasitica, 3059 nucleotides long. RefSeq lists its product as uncharacterized. Gene Ontology annotation, cellular component: RSF complex. Bases 207 to 2951 code for a protein of 914 amino acids. The record is from RefSeq and is a predicted model, not a curated record. Gene Ontology annotation, biological process: regulation of DNA-templated transcription. The transcript is spliced from 4 exons. Lineage: Eukaryota; Fungi; Ascomycota; Dothideomycetes; Acrospermales; Acrospermaceae.
CGGGAUCUCAUCUAUCACUUUUCCCGCUUCGCGACUUGGAGCCCAAAUCUUUAACACCCACUAUCGCAAGGUCUUGUUACCCCUUGAUGCCGACCCGCCUACCACUUCUCAUACUCCUAUAGUCCUCAAAUAGACUAUUCGCUCACUCUGCUUCUUAAUAAAUCUUACCUCGCGCGCGCGGUGCUCGAGGGUAGGUUCCUGGCAUCAUGGUGACAAGGAAGCGUGCUGCUGCAGAGAUGGAAACGGAUGAGGUGGUAACCGAGACUUCUAAAGAGGAGCCGGCAUUACUGGAUCGAAUCAGGAACAUGUGGCAAUUCGCAUCACUGUUUCAAUACAUAUUCAUCUUUGGGAAAGCCGUAAAGAUCGACGAAGACCUAGGUAUCGAGGACUUGGAGGCUGAGCUGCUCAAGCCUGUGCACUCUCCCAAACUAUCAGAAAUUGGUCUUGCGCUCCUCAAAUACGUCUCUUCACACAAAGGCCUCACAAUCGAGAUAUUUGACGAAUACACGAGACGACAAUACAUAGCUAAGGCACCUUCACGGAACCCCUUCGGCACCGAAGAAGAGCCCAAGAAAUUUGCGGAGUUUGAUGUCUUCACAAAGAUACGCGUCCUACACCAGCUUUCGACGUGGACACUUGGUAAUGCAGAUCGUAUCCGGGAGAAGAUUGAUGAAAAGAAUCAUACUGAAUGGCGUAUUGAACCUUUCGGUUGGGACGCCGAGCAGCUCACAUAUUUCGUGCUCGAUGACAAUCGUCUUUAUCGACAGACUCCCGCGCCCCUUCCACUACCUCCGAAGGCUAAAUCCAAGGCCAAAACCAAGAAACGCAAAUCACUCCGUGCAAGCAAACGUCGGAGGGUUGUUGAAACAGAAGAUGAGGAGACCAGUGACACCGAAUUGGUCGAUGAUAACACAACUGAAGAGCAAGAAAAGCCCACCGAGCCUGAUGAUGAUGGCUUCGGGGGUAUGAAAUGGGAAUGUCUUGCCGUCACACGAGAAGACUACAGCAGAUUCCUCGACAGCAUGCGUCGAACUCGUGACCCAGACCAAAAGGACUUGGUCAAGAGGAUCGAUGAUAAUGUACUACCAAUUCUUGACAAACAAGUCGAAGAGAUGGAAGUCAAGCGCCAGAAACAGUUACGAGAAUUGGAAGUUAUGCAGAAGUUGGCCCAAGCAAAAAGGUCCAGUAGAUUGGCCGGUAAGCAAGAGGCACGCAAAGAGCAGGAGGCUGCUGAGGAGGCAGAACGCAAGAAACAGGCAGACUUGGCCAUGGCCCAUAAGGAGCAAGAGAGGCAAUCAAGAAUGGAGCAGGAUCGACAAUCUCGGAUGAUGACGCGGGAGCAGCGCCUCAAGGACCGUGAGGUGAAGCGCAUAUUACACGAAGAAGAGCUCGCAAAACUUGAAGAGGAGAAAAAGAAAGUAGAAGCCAAUGAAGCCCGUGGAUCGGAGCGAUAUCUCAAGGCGGAAAUGCAGAGGAGGAAAGAGGAGCUCGAGAAGCUCACUCAAGAGGAGGACUGGGUCUUCGACUGCUCUAAAUGUGGUGUCUAUGGCGAGAAUUUGGACGACGGGACCCACAGUAUUGCGUGCGAAACCUGCAAUGUCUGGCAACACAGCGCAUGUCACAAUAUUCCCCAGUCGCAGGCAGAGAGCGAAGACUUUAAGUUUGAAUGCGGCGACUGCAAGAAGAAAUCCGCCAGUGCAGCACGACGGGCCAAAGAACCUCCUUUGAAAAUUCGCCUCAACACCAAUCCGUCAUCGCACACCAACGGAACGUCCACUGCGCCCGGCGUUUUCAAGGCAGUAGAGAUACCAGUGCCUGGCACCAACCAGCAAGCCCAUCAACAUCGCGAUCACGUCGGCUCUGUCAUGAACGGUCCAAGUCUGUCACCUCAAGGUCAAAGAGCUGGUCCACCAGGAGCAUACGCCCCGCCUGCUGAGCCAACUGGAGGAUUCAUGUUUCCGCCAGCGAAGUCAAUAUCUCCUCCAGUCCACUCGCAAUCAACACAAGUACCAUCCCAAGGACAAACGACUGCGCAUGCGCCAGCUUAUGCUAGGCUGAACAGAUCGCGGAAUUAUUGGUACGAUGGCCGCUACGAGUCGAACAAUGCGCAAAUGUCCCCUCCUCCACCAAAUAUGCCCAGCCAUCCUCAACAAAAUUCGCAGAAUCAGCAGUCGCAAAAUCAGCAAAGUCGACAUCAGAGUCAAGGCCCUGUCCCUUACGCCUCUCAGCACCAAUACUCACCACAGUACUCGCCACAGUAUAAUCAAACCUAUCAACCUCCACCUCCUGUGCCCUAUCCCACGGUACCACCGAAACCGAAAGCCCCAUCAUCGAGUCCGCAACCAAACGUAUAUCUUCAACUCGAAUACCCUAACCACUCCAACCGCCGAUCAUCGCUCCCUGGCAGUAACAACAGCUCCACAAGCCGAGUUCUCCAUCAUGACCCCUUCAGAAACGACUUCGCCCGCGUCACGAAGAACUCCACAUCCGCAUCCCCAACAACACCAAAUGGUGCUGCCGUAACUCCACCAGCAGCCCCAGACAGCACAGCCCGCCCUUCAUCUCAAAAUGGCCCCCCUUCUCCUACAAAAAGCGCGAUCGCGACACCACGUCCACACUCCCAAACAAACAGCCAUAGCCCUGCUGUCCCCCUGAUGACGCCCCUGCAACAGUCUUCACAGCCACAACCGACCGCCUCGCCGCACCCCAUGCUCCCCGAUCCAGCAACCGGUAUUUCACCCGAGAAACACGAUGUUGCGCGGCCGCUGUCCAGCCAGGGCACCGAGCUGCUGCCUGGCCCGACCCUGAGUCCGACAGCUAGUCAGAGCAUCCUUACGCCACCGGUCAAAAACCCAACGCCUGUGAGGCCGGUUGCGGCGCCGGAGGAUAUGACGAGUCUCAACGGAACGGAUGUUGGACAGAGUAGCUUCGAUACUAACGGAGUUGUGUAGGAUGGGUUUCUCCGCAUCUAUUGGGUACGGUCGGGCCUUGGAACUAGAUAGUGGGUCGUCUUUUUUGGUCAGAGGGUUUGGUGUCUUUUCUUUUUAUCCUAGAGCUUA